Molecule: messenger RNA, 3118 nt
Organism: Culex quinquefasciatus (southern house mosquito)
Lineage: Eukaryota; Metazoa; Arthropoda; Insecta; Diptera; Culicidae
Product: probable cytochrome P450 12a5, mitochondrial
Molecular function (GO): iron ion binding; oxidoreductase activity, acting on paired donors, with incorporation or reduction of molecular oxygen; heme binding
Source: RefSeq, a predicted model, not a curated record
GAUGGUUCGGCACGCGAUUGCCUGGCCAAAUUUGGAGCAAACACAACAUUUGCAUGAUUGUGGGGGAAUUAUUGACUCAGUCCACCCGAAAACAAACCUUUUCGGAUGAUUUACAACCGGACCAGAUUUAUGGCUUUGGUGAAUGAUAGAAGACUACAGUCAAUUUAUUAAAUUACAUCACGGCACACAUUUUAAUGGUAAUCGCGGCGGGCUACCAAACAAAACCGUUGAGCAAAACGGUUUGAUUGAUUUUUUAAAAGGUUGGGUUAUUUUUUGUUCGGGGGAUGGCUUUGACUCUGCCGCGCUCGGAAGGGUCGUUAAAUCGCAAUGGGUCUAACACGCGAUUUUUUCGGUCACCAGCGGCUGCUCGUUUGGGUUGAAGUUUUAUGGGUUUACCCCUCAUUCCGACUGCUCUAAUUUGAUUUAUGGCAAACGAAAGGAUGGAUUGAUUUAAAUAUCACAAUUGGUUGUUGAAUUAGUGAACUAGAUCUAUUUGUUCGACUUGAUUUCAUCAAGUUCUUGAAGUUACUACAAAGAUAAUCAUAAUCAUAAAUGUUGAUUAAUUUAGUAUUUCAACUAAUUUUAAAAAUUGAUUUAAUGAAUCUUAUUCCUAGGAGACACAAUUAUUGAGAAUACUUAUUUGAAAAAUUUGGAUCAACCAGCACAUUAUUUUAUGGCCUGUAGAUUGAUCAUUCUGAAUGAUGAUUCUGAAAUUCAUUAGAAAAUUUGUAAAUUAUGAUGAGGACAAAAGAAUAAAAAAUCAUUUACACUGGCGAUUGUCCACGCUCCACACAAAAUAGUCCACGAAUGGGGGUUUAGAUUUCCAAGAAAGUGGCCACGUGGUUUAUAGAUCUCCAGAAAAAAUAUUCACCAGAUAUUGCUUGUUUGGUAAAGGUUUAGUGGGUCCACCUUCGGACCCGUUUGUAACAAUUUUAUAGUAAAUUACUACUUUAAACCAAUGGCUUAAACGAUUAAUUCAUCAAUCAAACUUGCCUCACCACUGACAAACUCCGAAAUGACUGCCAAGGUCUUCUAACGGCUUAUCGUUCAUUUCGUCGGAUCGCGUAUACAAAUCGCUAAGUCUGAGGCAACACCAGCAACGACUGUCGAAAUCUUUAUCUUACACAUGCGCACACAGUCGCAUUGAGCUGGUCAGUUGCGCGUUGAACUGUUCAUUCGCGUUGAACGACUUCAGUUCCAUUCUUCACUGGGUAAAGAAGACGUGCUGUGAGAUUUACUUCCGAAAUGUUGCGAAAACUUGAAUUUAGUUGCUUAAAAGUGUACUCAAGCCCACUAACGGUAAGGCUUCGAAGAGUUCAGACAGCGGCUGCGGAACCUAGCGCAGAUCCGGAAUGGGCCAAUGCGCUGCCGUAUGAGCGGAUCCCGCGCCCAAGUGUGCUGAAAAUGCUGCGGGGCUUUGCGCCUGGAGGUCGCUACCAUGACGUCACGAUGCUGGACAUUCAUCGGCGUAUGCGCGAAGACUACGGCGAUCUGUUGGUGAUGCCGGGGGUGUUUGGACGGAACGAUUUCGUGCUAACGUACAACACGGAUGAUUUUGUGAAGCUGUUCAGGAAUGAGGGACCGUGGCCGCAUCGGAGGGGGAUUGAUACGUUUGACUAUUAUCGAAAGAAUGUGCGGCCGGAAGUGUUCAGGGGUUGGGGAGGGUUGCUCUCGGAGCAGGGCGAGAACUGGCAGCAGUUCCGUACGAUUGUUAAUCCGGUGAUGAUGCAGCCCAAGACGAUUCGGCUGUACGUGGACAAGCUGGAUGAGAUCGCAAGGGAGUUCAUGGGAGUAAUUGGUGAACUGCGCGAUGAGAAGAAUGAACUUCCAGGUGACUUCAAUCAGUGGUUGAACCGAUGGGCACUGGAAUCGAUUGGAGUGCUGGCUUUGGAUACGAGACUGGGAGCAUUGCAGAAGGAUCUCUCAGCUGAUACAAGCAGCAUGGUGACGUACAUCCGGGAGAUGUUCGAACUGACCUACCAACUGGACAUUCUACCUUCAAUCUGGAAGUACUACAAAACACCAGCGUUUAAGCGUCUGAUGACAAUCUUCGACGAACUGACCAGGAUCAUCAUGUCCCACGUUGACGCGGCUGUAGUCCGACUGGAGAAGAAUCCAACUCUGUCUAGUGAGCAGCAAAGCGUCCUUGAGAAACUGCUGAAAGUUGAUCGUAACGUCGCACUCGUAAUGGUAUUCGAUAUGUUGCUGGCUGGCGUCGAUACAACCUCCUCAGGAUCAACUGGCGUUUUGUACUGCUUGGCGAAAAACCCAGAGAAACAAGCAAGGUUGCGAGAAGAGCUGAGGUCCAUUCUUCCGAAGAAAGACUCUUUGACGCCGGAUAACAUGAAGAAUCUACCGUAUUUGAAAGCUUGCAUCAAGGAAGGUCUUCGGCUGUAUCCUCCGGCUGUUGGUAAUCUGCGGGCAGCUGGGAAAGAUCUCGUUCUUCAGGGUUAUCGGGUUCCUAAGGGGUGCACCGACGUCGGUAUGGCAUCGGUAGUCCUCUACCAAGAAGAUCAGCACUUUGCCCGCGGCAGGUUCCUCCCGGAGCGGUGGCUCAAGGACACCGAAGGUUGUCCCAGCGGCAAAACUGCGAAUCCGUUCCUCUUCCUCCCAUUUGGAUUUGGACCUCGGAUGUGCAUCGGACGCCGGAUGGCCAUGAUGGAGAUGGAGAUGAUUGUGCGAGUUACGCGCCAAUUUGAGUACCGCUGGAACUAUGGCGAGCUGCACAUCUUGAGCGCGUUGGUCAACAUUCCGAAGAACGAGCUGCGCUUCCAGAUGACCGAAGUUGAUAGUUAGACACGACCAACAGCUGUUUAUCACCUCAUAAGACCUGAGGUGGCGCACCCCAGCGCAAAUGAUGUUAUAAAAUGUAGCUAAUAAUGAGGUGCAUUUAAGUUCCAUAAUUAUUUAAUUACAGCCAAAGCAACGUCGAGCAGCACGUGAAGAGUACUGCAACUGCAGCACUCUCUGUUCAGCAGGGAGCUACCGGAGGCCGUGUAAUUACCUUUGCCAUCGUGGUCGUCGUGCCCUACGGGGAGUUGCUCACUGCUGGGAGGAUCUCUAUCAGGCGUGAGGGAUCUCCGGUUUCUGCAAUAAACACGUUGCGCGCUGACUAGCA